Messenger RNA from Grammomys surdaster, 1035 nucleotides. RefSeq names its product SSU72 homolog, RNA polymerase II CTD phosphatase (gene Ssu72). The transcript has 6 exons. Gene Ontology annotation, molecular function: RNA polymerase II CTD heptapeptide repeat phosphatase activity. The record is from RefSeq and is a predicted model, not a curated record. Gene Ontology annotation, biological process: termination of RNA polymerase II transcription. Gene Ontology annotation, cellular component: nucleus; mRNA cleavage and polyadenylation specificity factor complex. Bases 316 to 822 code for a protein of 168 amino acids. Lineage: Eukaryota; Metazoa; Chordata; Mammalia; Rodentia; Muridae.
AUUAAGACAACUCGGUCGCAGGCGCGGCUCACACCGCUUCAGUUGCCGGCUCAGGAGCUGUGACGUCAGGUGCCAGGAAAGGUGGUCCACGGGCGCAGACCUUAGCUGCUCCCAAACUGAUUCAGCGUUGGCCGGUCGCUCUCACGCGCCGAUUGCAGUGCGGACCCAGAAAAGCACCGUCGGCCUCCGCAAGCGUUACGUCGUCCUCAUUUCCGUGUCGGUGAUUUCCGGUUACCGCCAUCUUCCUCGCGCCGAAGCCGGCUUCUAGGUGGUAGCUCCGUAGCGAAGAGUGCAGUGGGUAGUUCGGUCGGUGCCAUGCCGUCAUCGCCGCUGCGGGUGGCGGUGGUGUGCUCGAGUAACCAGAAUCGGAGCAUGGAAGCACACAACAUCCUCAGACAGGGUUUUCAAUAUCCAGAGAAAGCGCCUCAGAAGGCCAACAGCUCCUUGACUCUGGUGUUCAGCUAUACACAAAAUGGAAUUUUACAUAUGUUGGACAGAAAUAAAAGAAUCAAGCCCCGUCCAGAAAGGUUCCAGAACUGCAAGGACCUGUUUGACCUGAUCCUCACUUGUGAAGAGAGAGUCUAUGACCAGGUUGUAGAAGAUCUGAAUUCCAGAGAACAGGAGACCUGCCAGCCAGUGCAUGUGGUCAAUGUGGACAUCCAGGACAACCAUGAAGAGGCCACUCUGGGAGCAUUCCUUAUCUGCGAGCUCUGCCAGUGUAUCCAGCACACUGAGGAUAUGGAGAAUGAAAUCGAUGAGCUGCUGCAGGAGUUCGAGGAGAAGAGUGGCCGGGCCUUUCUGCACACUGUCUGCUUCUACUGAGCCUGAGCCGCUGUGCCUGGUGCAUGGCCUGCCCUGACAGCCACCUUGUUGAGGCCACUUUUUCAGUGUGUUUUCCCCUCUGAUAUUUGUUUAUACUGCUAGAUGUACAUCACCAAUGUACUGUACAUAUGGAACGAGAUGUACACAGAAAUGCCAGACUCAAAUCCAUUGUUUUUCACCAAAAGAAAUAAAGAUGGUUUACUCUACAGCCUA